Messenger RNA from Rubroshorea leprosula, 2215 nucleotides. NCBI's taxonomy places the organism in Eukaryota, Viridiplantae, Streptophyta, Magnoliopsida, Malvales, Dipterocarpaceae. The record is from the annotation of a GenBank genome assembly.
ACGCAUUUCUCCUCUGUUUUUGCCUCCUUAUAUUAUAUUUAACCCAAACCCAAGACCUUGUUCUAGCCGGAGCAUCUCAGAUGGACGUCCGCCGGCGAUCUCCCAGGCCACCUCGCACAUCCGCCACCACCCACGGCGGAAACUCUCACGGGCAGCAGAUGGAGCAAUCGCCUGGCGUCGAUCAGAGGUCUGCGUCACAGAGUCCCAAGGCAUCCGACGCGCUUCCGCUUCCUCUUUACCUCACCAACGCCAUUUUCUUUACUCUCUUCUUUUCCGUCGCCUACUACCUCCUUCACCGCUGGCGCGACAAGAUCCGUAACUCAACGCCGCUCCACGUCGUCACGCUCUCCGAGAUCGCUGCCAUUGUCUCCCUCAUCGCCUCCUUCAUCUACCUUCUCGGCUUCUUCGGCAUUGACUUUGUCCAGUCCUUCAUCUUACGCGCCUCUCAUGACGCAUGGGACCUUGAAGAUGACGUCGUAGAGCCACCUCAACCGAACUUCCACGACCACCGCCUCGUCACGUGCCCUCCUGCCCCCAGAUUGAUCCAGCCUGACUCUUUUGAUUCUGCUAUUUCCUCAGCGGAAGAUGAAGAGAUAGUCGAAUCUGUUAUAAAUAGAAAGCUUCCGUCCUACUCACUUGAAAAGAAACUGGGGGACUGCAAGAGAGCGGCUGCGAUUCGAAGAGAAGCGUUGCAGAGGAUGACGGGGAGGUCACUGCAGGGACUGCCUCUUGAGGGAUUCGACUACGAGUCUAUUCUGGGGCAGUGCUGCGAAAUGCCGGUGGGAUACGUCCAGAUUCCGGUGGGGAUUGCCGGGCCAUUGCUUCUGGAUGGUUUUGAGUACUCUGUUCCGAUGGCAACUACCGAGGGUUGUUUGGUUGCCAGCGCCAACAGAGGAUGCAAGGCCAUCUAUGUUUCAGGUGGGGCAACGAGCAUGAUCUUGAGGGACGGGAUGGCAAGAGCACCUGUUGUGAGAUUCGCGUCAGCCAGGAGAGCGGCGGAGUUGAAGUUCUUCUUGGAGAAUCCUGAGAAUUUUGAUACACUUGCUGUCGUUUUUAACAAGUCAAGUAGAUUUGCUAGGCUCCAAGGCAUUCAAUGCUCAAUUGCUGGGAAGAAUUUGUACAUACGAUUUACCUGUAGUACAGGGGAUGCAAUGGGGAUGAACAUGGUGUCGAAAGGGGUUGACAAUACCCUUGAAUUCCUGCGAAGAAAUGAUUUUCCUGACAUGGAUGUUAUUGGCAUCUCGGGAAACUUCUGUUCAGACAAGAAAGCUGCUGCAGUAAACUGGAUUGAAGGGCGAGGAAAAUCAGUGGUGUGUGAGGCAAUCAUUAGGGAAGAGGUGGUGAAAAACGUUUUGAAAACCAGCGUUGCUGCACUUGUUGAGCUCAACAUGCUCAAGAAUCUUGCAGGUUCAGCUGUUGCCGGUGCUCUUGGUGGAUUUAAUGCCCAUGCUGGCAACAUUGUCACUGCAGUCUUUAUUGCAACUGGCCAGGACCCGGCGCAAAAUGUUGAGAGUUCCCAGUGUAUUACCAUGAUGGAAGCUGUGAAUGAUGGAAAGGAUCUCCACAUCUCUGUCUCUAUGCCUUCCAUUGAGGUGGGCACUGUUGGUGGUGGGACUCAACUUGCAUCUCAAUCUGCUUGUUUAAAUCUGCUCGGGGUGAAGGGUGCUAGCAAAGACUUGCCCGGUUCAAACUCAAGGCUCUUAGCCUCCAUUGUAGCCGGUUCAGUUCUAGCUGGGGAACUGUCCUUGAUGUCUGCCAUCGCAGCAGGUCAACUUGUUAGUAGCCACAUGAAAUACAAUAGAUCCAGCAAAGAUGUAUCCAAGGUGUCUGCAUGAUGCGGUCCCAUUGCAUCAAUUUAAAUGAAUUAGAAAUAAUAAUUAACAAGAGGUGGAGAGCAAAGACGGAAGAUGGGGUCGGCAAGUUGAAAAGACAGCCUCCCUGUUUCCCAUGUGAAUUGCUUGGCUAAUUCAGCUGUAAAGAUUGCUGAUUGAAGAUGCAGCUGUACUCUAAGUGUAUGGUCUUACCUUAUGUGCUUUUCCUUUCUCUCUCUCUCUCUUUGUUGGUUGCGUGUCUAUCAUCAUGUGCUUGUGGUUUGGGACCAAAGCAUUUGUUGUCUUCAUCUUUGUCUUUUUCUUCUUCUUAGGAUUUGGUCUGUAAUUGCCUCACCUCUAUGCUUUAUGUAUAUUUUUAUUUAUGAAGUGUUAAGUUUCACCAU